AGUCUGCCUGGAAUGUUGUGAAGUACCCUGGUACUUUACAGGAAGAUUGUUCUGAAAGCUACUGUGCCUUAAAAACAAUUUUGUUUUAUGGUUAUCAAUCUAUACGAAGAAUCACCAUACAGAUACAGCAGGAACCAGACUGGUAAAUAAGGCUGUAAGGACCACUGUGAUUCUCUUGAAAAAGGGACGGAGAUGCUCUCCACCAGACUGGGUAAACUGACAAAGGAUUUUACCACGUUGUUGGAGAUUUGAAAGUUAAACUUUUUCUGGUUUUCGUUAGUUUGCCAGGAGUGCCAAAGGAAAUCCAGAGAAAAUACAAGCACAAUUUAAGGAAAGCGCGAAGAAGAGUUUUCAAGAGGGCAUUUUUUUUUUUCUCUUUGCAAGUUGGAUACCUUUUCCCUGGUUACUAAUGGAGUUUUUGAAAGAGGACAAUGCGAGUGAGACUAUGCAGGAAUCGCAGGAAACCCAUGUUUCCAGCCACCUAGAUGAAGUGGUGGCUGCUGUCAGCAUCACCUCUAGGAAGAAGGCUCUGAGCAAGCUGCCCCAGACGGCGCUGUUCCAGCCUCCGCGAGAGAAACUCCACCUGUGUGAGGAAAGGGUGAAGUCCUACUUCAGCAAUCACCAGUACAAACAGGCAAUCCAGGAGCUCGUACGGUGUCUCGCGUUGACCAGAAUUUGCUAUGGUGACUCACAUUGGAAACUAGCAGAUGCACAUGUUAAUCUGGCCGAGGGUUACCUCCAGCUGAAAGGAUUCUCACUGCAAGCAAGACAGCAUGCAGAAAAAGCCAAGGGAAUCCUGGUCAGUGCUAUCAUGUCUCCCUAUAAUGACAACACAGAUGUUUUCAGGUGUUCCAUAGAGCUCUUCUGCACCCUGGGGAAAGCCUUACUCUCUCUUCAAAAAUAUAAGGAAGCUGCUGAGAAUCUGACAAAAGCAGACAAACUUUCCAAGGAGCUGCUCCAGUGUGGAAGGAUUAUAAAGGAAGAGUGGACGGAAAUCCAAGCGCGGAUCAAGUUUUCAUUUGCACAGGUAUAUCAAUGUCAGAAGAAAUUAAAAGAAGCUUUACCCCACUACAAAGAGGCUCUGGAAUAUACUGUGAGCAGCAAAGGGGACAAGAGUAUGGAGUGUGUACCCAUACUGAGGGAACUGGCAGGCACCGAGCAGGCGCUGGGGUUCCACGACGAAGCCAUCACACGUCUCUUACAGGCUCAUCUCAUCGUCCAGAGUAAAAAACCCUCCCAAGAGCAAGCCUCAGACUCUGCACACUUUGUGGCCCGGGCUGCUGUCGCUUCUGGGAAGCCUGAGCACCAUGAGGUGGCUGAGAAGUAUUUUCAAGAGAGCAUGGGCCAUCUUAAGGACUGCGAAGGGAAGGGGAGAGCCAAAUUUCUUUCCAUUCAAGAUGAAUUUUGCCAUUUUCUACAAAGUAUUGGACAAGAAGAGAGAGCAACCUUGGUCCAGAAAGAGUCCCUGGAAGCGAAGGUGGGAGCAUUUGGUGAUUUCAGUCCCAAGGUGGCAGAGACAUACCGGCUUCUGGGAAGGGCAGACCUGGCACAGGGGAACCCCAGUGGAGCCCACAAGAAACUGAAGAAGUGUCUUCAGAUCCAGUCACUCUUGUAUGGACCACAGGACAAGAGGACCCUGGCCACCCAGCAGACUGUGGAUGUCCUGUCUAAGACCCCCGAGGUUGCCAUGAGGCCAAGGCAGUCUCUGAAAACCAAACUGGACAUCUGCAUCAACGUCUCUCAGAACGCUGCGCUGGGGAAGGCGAGGCCUCGCGUGGUGGACUGAGGCCCGCACUGCUGUGCGUCCCAGAGCCAGCCCCGGCCAGGCCUCCACGCCGCUGCUCAGCCCCAACGCCUCAAGGCUGUUUGUUCCAACGUGCCACAGUAGUGCCAUAAAUCCCCCGAGGGCCACAUUUUCACAGCGGAUGCACUUCGGGGCGAUCUAGCACUUUGAUAUUUUUCUUUUCUUAACUGCAAUGGAUUGUCAUGCCAAGAAUUUUUAUACACCAGCAGGCUUUUUACAGUAGCUGUAAAAGCCUUCUCUUCAAAAAAAUUCAGAGCUUCUUGUGCUGGAAAGUUGACUCAGCAUCUGAUUAUAUAUGUAUAUAGAGCCCCUUGCAAAGAUCUAGAAUCAGAUUUGGACAAAGCCUUUUUAUUUUUAAUAGGAAGAUAAUAAAAGAUAGAAUAAAAUGCCAAUAAAGAGAAUCUAG
Molecule: messenger RNA, 2210 nt
Organism: Perognathus longimembris pacificus (Pacific pocket mouse)
Lineage: Eukaryota; Metazoa; Chordata; Mammalia; Rodentia; Heteromyidae
Gene: Ttc23
Product: tetratricopeptide repeat domain 23
Exons: 12
Coding region: 410-1786 (458 amino acids)
Molecular function (GO): protein binding
Source: RefSeq, a predicted model, not a curated record